AUGGACGUAAACGCGUCGUGGUCAACACCAAGCUGGGCCGAACUGGCCUCCUUGAAGUUUCCCUCGCCACUACCAACGUCCAACUCGGCUUUGUACUGGCUGGCCUUGAUAGUCGUGGCAUCCGUGUUAGCGGUGUCCCCUCUCCGCAGCAAAUUCCAGUCAGCAGAGAUCUACCCCAUUAUCAACAAGACGAAGGAGGAAUAUCUCAAGGAUGGAAAGGGACUCAUCGCGAGAGGGGCGAAAGAGUAUGGCGGCAAGCCCUUCCGGGUGUAUACCGGUCAGGGCACCAUGACGGUCUUGGCUCCCGAGUUUGCUCAGGAGGUGAAGAAUGAUAACAGGCUGAGCUCUACGGAGUUCCUGUUGGCUUACUGGCAAGCUGGAACCCCGGGUUUUGAGCCGUACUUUAGCUCCGGAAGUGAGCUCAUCCGUGAGAUGAUCAGGACUCACCUCACUCAAAGCGACAUCUCCAAACUAUCCGGACAACUUUCUCAAGAAGCAUCCGACGCCCUUCAAGACGAAUUCACAGACAACGAAGAAUGGCACGAAAUCACCCUCGCAACAACCAUCCCACGCAUAGUCGCCCGCGUCUCCGCCCUCGUCUUCCUCGGCCCCGAACUCUGCCGCGACCCGCGCUGGCUCGACAUCACCAUAACCUACCCCAGCAAAGCCAUGGCCGCCGCCAAAGUCCUGCGCUCCUACCCCUCCCCGAUCCGGCGCCUGGUGCACUGGUUCCUGCCCUGCUGCCGCGAGCUGCGGCAGAUGCUGCGGGCCGCGCGGAUGGCCAUCGAGCCGAUCCAGGCGCGGCGGCACGAGCAGGAGGCGCGGGGCGUCGUGUUCAGCAACGCGCUGGCGUGGAUCGAGAAGCUGGCGCGGAAGCAGCAGGACAGGACGGCGCAGAACGCGGCGUUUCAGCAGCUGGGGCUGAGUAUCCUGGCCAACGCGUCGAGCACGGAUCUGGUCUCGCAGAAUAUUUUGGAUUUGUGUCGGAAUCCGGAGCUGAUCGGGCCGUUGAGGGAGGAGGUUGUGAGGAUUGCCGGGGAGGGGUGGAAGAGCUCUGCGCUGUAUAACUUGAGGCUUAUGGAUAGCGUGCUCAAGGAGACGCUGAGGCUGAAGCCGAUCGCGACGGUUGCCCUCGGCCGCCGCGUGAUGGAAGAUAACGUCAAGUUGAGCGACGGCAGCGUGCUUCCCAGGACAACGGGCGUGGCCGUCUCAUCGGCCAAAAUGUGGGAUCCGGAGAUCUAUCCCAACCCGGACAGCUUCGACGGCUACCGUUUCCUGCGCAUGCGGGAGGGCGGCAACAACGAGCACAACGCCCAGCUGGCCAGCGUGUCGCCCGAGCACCUGGGCUUCGGCCUCGGGGCUCACGCGUGUCCGGGACGGUUCUUCGGCGCGAGCACGACGAAGUUGGUGAUGGCGCAUUUCUUGCUCAAGUAUGAGUUCAAGCUGCCGAACGACGACAUGUCGGCUGUUGAUCCGAUGAGGUUCGGCAUCUGGGCCCUCUCGGUCCUCGCCGUCCUCGGCGCCGAGGUCGUCCCCCGCGCGACCUUCACCGAGGUGACGGACUACGGCUCCAACCCGACCGGCACGCGCAUGUGGCUCUACGUGCCGAACAACCUCGCCGCCAAGCCGGCCGUCGUCGUCGGGAUUCACUGGUGCAGCGGCAGCGCGCAGGCGUACUACCAGGGCAGCCAGUGGGCGCGGUACGCCGAGACGUACGGCUACGUCGUGAUCUACCCGCAGACGCCGUACACGCGCGACAACUGCUGGGACGUGGCGUCCAAGAUGACGCUGACGCACAACGGCGGCGGCGCGAGCAACUCCAUCGCCAACAUGGUCAAGUUCGUGAUCGCGCAGUACGGGGCGGACGCGUCCAAGGUGUACGCGACGGGCAUUUCGUCGGGGGCCAUGAUGACGAACGUGCUCGCCGCGACGUACCCGGACAUCUUCGCCGCGGGGAUCGCGUACGCGGGGGUGCCGGCCGGGUGCUUCAUGAGCGCCAACGACGUCCCGGACGAGUGGAACUCGACGUGCUCGACGGGCCAGUCCAUCUGGACGCAGCAGCAGUGGGCUAAUGUGGUCUACAACAUGUACCCGGGGUACACGGGGCCGAGGCCGAAGAUGCAGAUCUACCACGGGUCGGCGGACGAGGCGCUCAACGUGCAGAACUACUACGAGACGAUCAAGCAGUGGACGGGGGUGUUUGGGUACUCGACGGAGCCGAAGUCGACGACGCCCAACUACCCGAGGAGCCCGUACACGAGGUACAUCUUUGGGGACAAGCUUCAAACUUUCCUGGGGCAGGGCGUAACUCACUCGAUUGACGUCUUCCCGGAGGAGGAUCUCAAGUGGUUUGGUUUCGUGAACCCGGUGACGACGACAGCCAACCCCGGAACACCCUCGACGACGCUGCGCACCAGCACGACCUCGACGAGAGCGGCGGCGACGACCACGGCGGCCGGAGGAUCCGGCACGGCGCCUCAGUGGGGGCAAUGCGGCGGGAUCAACUGGACGGGACCGACUUUGUGCGCGAGUCCGUACACGUGCAACAAGGUCAAUGAUUUGAUGGAUGAUGUGAUUCUGUUGAGCGAUGACGAGGGCUGGAGAUGA
Messenger RNA from Colletotrichum karsti, 2607 nucleotides. Its product is annotated as cytochrome P450. The transcript has 12 exons. The record is from RefSeq and is a predicted model, not a curated record. The coding region runs from base 1 to 2607 and encodes 868 amino acids. Gene Ontology annotation, molecular function: heme binding; monooxygenase activity; cellulose binding. Gene Ontology annotation, biological process: carbohydrate metabolic process. NCBI's taxonomy places the organism in Eukaryota, Fungi, Ascomycota, Sordariomycetes, Glomerellales, Glomerellaceae. Gene Ontology annotation, cellular component: extracellular region.